AUGCGUGCCAAAGACCUGCCCAGCGGAGCCUCGGCUGAUGACGCCUCCAUUCCACUCACGCGCAUACAGCAAGCCUACAUCAUCGGUCGAAGCGUUUCGCUGAACAAUCUCUCUGCCGUGCCAUGCCAAAUCUACCAGCAGCUGGAAUUGCGCACCCCAGACAUUCGAGGAUUGGGCGCUGCUCCUUUUCAAAAUGCGCAAGAGAUGCUCAUUGCUCGUCACGAGGCGCUUCGAACGAAGAUCGAUGUGGAGAGUAUGCGACAGCGUAUCCUUGCCGUCGACGCCGUCGUUCCUCCCAACAUCGGCUACUCUGACUUGUGCGACCUCUGCCCGGCAUCGCAAGACCAAGCUCUAAAAGUCACUCGACGAAGGAUGCAACACAAAGUCUUCCCGCUGGACACGGCGCCCAUGUUCGAGGCUCACCUGGACGUCAUCAAUCAAGACAAAGCAGUGCUACACGUUUGUGCCGAUCUUAUCAUUCUCGACUUCGUUUCCCUUGCGAUACUGCUGGAAGAGUUGACCCACCUGUUGAGGGGCAGAACUGACCGCCUGGCCCCGAAUCCGCCCAGCCUGCGCGAGUGCAUGGUAGCGGUGACGAAGCCCGCUGCGCGCUGCAUUCUGCACAGACGCCAGCCAGAACUGGAAGAGCUUGACUCGACACCUCACUCUUCGCCAGUCUUGCCCCGGCGAGAGAAGACCGUGGUGCUAGAGACAAAAGCCGACUUUUGCCGCCUUCAACAAUACUGGUCCGCGGAGCAAUUCGACGAGCUGAAAUCGACGUGUCGUAAGCAUGGAGCACGACCCUCCGCUGCUCUCAUCGGCGUGUACGCUUCGAUCUUGCAACGCUGGAAAGGCACGUUCGAAGCCUUUUCGAUCGGUCUGACCACGUCCAUGCGUGACAUGUUGCCAUUAGAAGCGAGAGAGACCGUCGUCGGCAACUUCACCAGCUCUGUGAGCGUAUCAGUGGAGCCAAGUGCUGGGCAGUCCUUUAGCGCGCUCGUGCAGGCUAUCUCGAAGGAUCUCGAGCGGCUUUCGAGCAGAGAGGACAAAUGUGCCUCCGCAUACCCUUCGUCUGCCCCUGCAUACAUCUUCACAGGUCUCCUCGGCUCGACAAGAGGUUCGCAAAGAAUGCCCAUGGGGCUCGGAGCUCGCUCGCAGCAAGGCUACAGCUCCACCCCAGGCGUCGUCAUCGAUUUUCAAGCCAUUCGAAAUCCGACGGACGGUGGAGUGCUCCUGCGCUGGGACGUGCGUCGAGAAGCUCAUCCCGAGGGUAUGCUGGAGGGUAUGUUCGAGGCCUUUGUGGGAGCUGCGGCGAGCAUUCUGAGCGGUGACGCUUGGGCUCGACCAUUAGAGAUCGACAUCGAGGCCCAACUUUUCACGAGACGCCAAGCGAACAAGACAGCAGCUGACCUGUCUUUGCCCAUUAAAAUCGAAAACGCCUUUCUGCAAUACGCGCUCGCUGAUCCGGAGCGUAUCGCCGUCGAAGAGUUCGAGGGCGAAAGUGUCUCCUACGGUCAAUUGAGGAGCGCUGCUGAGCGCAUUGCAUCCCACGUUCGCCUGCUCGUGCUCAAGCGUCCAGACCAAAAAGCUCGCGUGGGUCUGCUUAUGGGCAGAAGCUGGCGCCAAGCCGCUGCAGUGUAUGGUUGCCUCCACGCAGGAGCCAGCUUCGUUCCUCUGAGCACAGCCUGGCCCGACAGACGCCUGAAGCACGUCUUGGACGAUGCGCGCGCAUUAGCCGUCAUCAUGCACGGCUCAUUCGACAGAACACGCGUGGAGAGUGUCCUGGGUGGGCGGGAAUGGUUGUCGGUGGAGCACAUGCUUUCUCAGCCACCUUCUACGGAGCUUUCGAACGACGUUUCUGGUCAGCGGCUCGACCAGACCGAUGAGGCUUACAUCCUUUAUACAAGCGGCUCUACUGGUCUACCAAAAGGCGUCGUGCUCUCACAUCGAGCGGUGCUAAACACAUGCUACGACGUGUUUAAGCGCUGCGAGAUCGGCGCGAAAGAUGCCGUGCUGGCUGUUGCCGAUUUGACUUUCGAUCUGAGCAUCUUCGAUCUGUCGAUUUUGUGCAUCGGGGCAAAGCUAAUCAUGCUGCCUGAAAAAAUUUGCCGCGAUCCUCAAUGCUGGGGACGUGCCGUGACGGAUCAUGGCGUCACCGUAUGGAACAGCGUGCCCUCUGCUGUCCAGAUGCUCCUGCUGGACAAGAGCAAUCAAGCAGCCGUCCAAAAGCUGAGGGUCUGCUUGCUGAGCGGCGAUGUAGUUCAGACUUCCCUACUUUGCAGACUGCGAUCCGUAAGCGAGGAUCUCGACAUAUGGACACUGGGCGGAGCAACGGAAGCGGCCAUCUGGUCCAUUGCGCAGCCGUGUGGCACCGCUGCAGAUGCUAGCAGUCUCGUACGGGUGCCUUAUGGAGUGCCCUUGUCCAAUCAAAGAUGGUACUGCGUCCAGAGCAUCGAUCCUUGGAUCGAAUCGCCCACCUGGGUGACAGGUGAGCUGCUCAUUGCCGGAGACGGCCUAGCACAAGGCUACACGGACGAGCAAGAGACGCGCAAAAAGUUUGUGCAGCACCCUUCGACCGACGAGCGUCUGUUUUGCACAGGCGAUCUUGGUCGAUACUUGCCGAACGGCCAACUAGAAAUUUUUGGAAGAAGAGACGACCAGAUCAAGACGGACGGUGGACGACGAGUGUCGAUGGGCGAGAUCGAAUACGCUUUGAUUUGCUGUAAAGGCGUCGAAGCAGCGGUCGCAGUGCAGCUUGACUCUCGAGCCUUGGCUGUCUGUGUAGUGUUCAGCAACGCUUGCCAGGAGAAAGAGAGCAAGAGCUUGCCACGCUCAAAGUGCUCGGACCUCUCUGUUUGCGAGCCGAUGCAGAGGUCGUACCUGCAAGAAGCGUGCAAAGCGCUUCUGCCCGCAUACAUGCUUCCUCGACACUUUUUCAGCGCUCUGAGUUUCCCAGUGACUGCGAACGGCAAGAUAGAUCGUAGAGCAGUAAAGCAGGCCACUGAAGCCUUGUUGAAGAGCAACGCGUCCGGCUUGAGCCCAAAAGAAGAGCAGCAGGGAAAAGACACGAUGGACAUCGAAUCUCUAGUCAUUUGCAGCUUUGCUCGCAUUCUCGGCCUGAACAAGCAGCAAGUCGCGGCCACUUCUGACUUUUUCGAGCUUGGCGGAUCGAGCAUGCAAGCGGUUCAGGUUGUUCUGGAUUUGCAAAGAUCGUACACUCUGCGAGCGGACUAUGCGGAUCUGUUUCAGGCUUCCAGCUGUUACGUGUAUGCGCUGACGCUCCAACCGACGCGCUGUGGAUGAACAGAACCCGACUGCAAGACACAUCGCAUCUCGUUGUUCGCCUCUCUCUGUACGAGGUGCAUGAGCGAAUGCCAUGCAGCUCCUUCUCUGAGCGCUAAGCUCGCUGGGCAAGCCUGCAAAUGCCAAUGAGACCCCACUGCAUGCUGCUACGAGUAAGAGUCGGCCAACAACGAAUGUAAAAAUCGAUGCGCCCGCUUCUUUCGUUCCUCGUCAUGUUCUUUUGCUCUCUCGUCCUGAAGCCAGAGAUUGAAUUGCCAGUGGCCGAUGUGUUCACGCAUCAUGGCAGAUACUUGAUCACUUGAACCGGAUUGCUUGAUUCGGUUGGACUGAAUGGGUUGUU
Molecule: messenger RNA, 3643 nt
Organism: Ceraceosorus guamensis
Lineage: Eukaryota; Fungi; Basidiomycota; Exobasidiomycetes; Ceraceosorales; Ceraceosoraceae
Product: acetyl-CoA synthetase-like protein
Exons: 8
Coding region: 1-3303 (1100 amino acids)
Biological process (GO): amino acid activation for nonribosomal peptide biosynthetic process; secondary metabolite biosynthetic process
Cellular component (GO): cytoplasm
Molecular function (GO): phosphopantetheine binding; catalytic activity
Source: RefSeq, a predicted model, not a curated record